AUGGCCUCCAAGUCCUGCAUACAGUUCUCCUCUGAGAGCGCCAUUUCACCUCUGGGCGCCCUAGCCCUGUUUUCCCCCCGAUCAUGGCUCGCUUCGUUUGCUCGCCAGUCUAUUCUAUCGACACUAUCAAGUUCUAUCGCUGUUGGGUACCUAGUUGUCGAUGAUGCUGAAGGCUCUCAUACCUACGGAACCCUCAAAAAAGGGUGUAAUUAUGUCCAUAUCAAAGUGAAAUGUGACAACUUCUGGCUACGACUCAUACUCUCCGGUGAUCUUGGCUUCAGCGAAGCGUACAUGAUAGGCGAGAUCGAACUCCCGGACCUCAGAGCAGCCAUGAACACAAAAAGUAACGCUCGUCUAAACGUGAUCGCAUCCUACGAUCAAUCGAACGAGCUCUUCAAAGCAUUCCUUUCAUCCGAAAUGAUGUAUUCAUGUGCUCUCUGGGAUGAAUCCGAGGGCGGUGUCCGAGGUGAUCUUGAAAUCAGCGGAGAAAAAUUACACCAUGUCCUUCGUCAGGCUCGUCUCAAGCCGGGAUACCGUGUUCUCGAAUUCGGUUCAGGAUGGGGAGGACUCGCGAUCGAGGCUGCUAGCACAUUCGGAUGCACCGUUGAUACCCUCACGCUUUCCAUCGAGCAGAAGACGCUCGCUGAGGAAAGAAUCGCUGCUGCCGGUCUUUCCGAUAAAAUCCGCGUCCACCUCCUCGAUUACCGGGAUAUCCCAUCCGAAUGGGAAAAUGCCUUCGACGCAUUUGUCUCCGUCGAGAUGCUUGAGCAUGUCGGAUCGAAACACUACUCCAAUUACUUCCGACUCGUCUCUUUCGCAUUGAAGCCCCACAAUGCCACCGCUGUCGUAUCCGCUUCGACUUUCCCCGAAUCGCGGUACUCUUCAUACCAAGCUGAAGAUUUCAUGCGCAAGUACAUGUGGCCGAAUUCAUGUCUUCCCUCGGCAUCUGCCUUGAUUCAGGCGGCUUCUCCCCACUUUAACCUUGAGCGAGUUGAGAACCAUGCUGCUCACUACCCGCGAACACUCCGAGAGUGGGGAAGGCGGCUGGAGAAGAAUUUGACUCAGGAGAUGGUUGCGAAAGAUUAUGCUGGAUUGAACGAUAAGCAGUCGUAUGAAGCGUUCAAGCGGAAGUGGAUGUACCUGUUUGCCUAUGCUGGAGCAGGUUUCGCGAAGGGUUACAUUACGUGCCAUAUGUUGACGUUCAUUCGAGAGAAUGAUGCGCCUGAAAUCUGCGAUUAAGCUGAUCCUUUUAAUUGGGUCAAGGAGUUGCCAAAUACUAUCAUUAUCAGUCGCUCAUAUUCAAGAUUAACGGACUCGAAUUCACACACAUUCUAUCUUUCCUCUUCGACCAUUUGAUUCGCCCUUAUUGUUCGGGUGUUCAGUCUUCGCGCAGCUUUCGUCGGUGAUAUUCUGGAAUGGCAAACUAAGGUCCUCUUGCAUAACACUGCAUCUACUAGACAUCACAUGCAUUACUAAGAUGUAUAUUAUACCACUCAAAACGUUGAAAUAAAAACACCUGAUAAUUUUUAUCGCCCGAAAUGUGCAUUCGGAGGUUGGAUAACAGCGCGAGUGUGAUCACUGUUGAAUUGGUAUGACCCUUGCGCUUCUUGUACAAGCACAUUCUCGCAAAGAAGUCCAUACGCACUAUUAGAGUUUCCUUGUGAGAGUCAUGAAGUCAUUAGGUUCGGU
Desarmillaria tabescens is the source of this 1689-nucleotide messenger RNA. RefSeq names its product cyclopropane-fatty-acyl-phospholipid synthase. The transcript has 7 exons. Gene Ontology annotation, biological process: lipid biosynthetic process. The record is from RefSeq and is a predicted model, not a curated record. NCBI's taxonomy places the organism in Eukaryota, Fungi, Basidiomycota, Agaricomycetes, Agaricales, Physalacriaceae. Bases 1 to 1239 code for a protein of 412 amino acids.